AUGGUGCAGACGCUGAUCACACCGUCCUCGUCGUCUGGCAGCGCUCUCGUGUGGCGCACACCUUUUCCCUUCCCGGAUUCUCCGACAACUGUCGGAUCGCGCACAAACAGCUGGAAUGCCAGAGAGGAGAUCGUGCGCAGGUUCUCUGAACCGGCUUUGGAGUCUGAGAAGGAGAAGUCGGACAAGUAUAUCAAGACCGCCGUCGGGGCUUACAACGACACUGUCGCGAAGCUGAAACAAACACUCAAGAAGGAAGAAGUCGACAGCAUCUUGUCGCCGUCGUCGACACUUGCCGAGCUGCACAAGACUGCGGUCGCAGUACAACGCGAGCAGGCGAAUGUUCUGGACAAGCGGAAGCUGUCCAGGUUUGUCGAAAUCAUUGACCACUAUGCUGGGUGUCUAGAUGUGAUAUCCCAGGCGGGAUCGUUCUACACAAACUUGAUUUGGGGUGGGCUCAAGGUGGGACUGGUGGCUUCCAAGAGUCAUCAUGAGAUGCUCUUUCGGUUCACAGACAUGAUCGUAGAGAUCGGGUUGAACCUGGCCCGGAUUGAGCUCUACCGUCAUAUCUUCCCAACAGGCCGGAUGCUGGAGCUGGUUUCCGAGCUCUAUGCUGCCAUAGUCGAGUUUCUCGGAGAGAUCGUCGUAUAUCUCUCAAAAAAGACCUUGAGGAGGUACUUUACCGCGUUUUCCAAGCCCUUUGCCCUCCAGUUUGGCAGACUAGUCGAGAGGAUAAAGCGGCUGCAGCAAUGCAUCGAAGACGACGCCCGUGCGGGUGCCUUGGUGAUGCAACUCGUCCAGCACAAGAGCCUGGCCCAACACCGCGUCGACUCAUAUCUUCGCCGAAACCAUUUUGAAACUGCACUCAAGGACAUCCAUGAGGGCCAGGUCACACCGCUGUUCCUGGAGAUCAAGAAGACCUUGUUCCACGGGUUCGAAAUCGAGGCCAACUACCAUGAAGAAUUGGCCACGACCUUCAAGCUGACCUCCUCGCCGGCCUGGGCAUACUGGCUCAGCAUCGAGCAGCAGUACGUGCCUUCGAGGUUCUCGCACGAGACGACCAUCGUGCAGGCCGAGUGCGACGCACCCGACGCGGCUACGUGCCUGCAGUGGGUGGCGCAAGCAAGAGCAGAGAGCCCGCACGUCGUGUCGACUUUCCUCCUGUGGGCGCGCGGGAUGACGGCACAGUCUGCCAUAGCGUCGAUCUUGUUCCAGAUGCUCCAGCAGAGGCCGCAGGCCCUCUCGUCGACGGGGCUCACCAUGAAGUCGUUUGCCGCCGCCAACGCCUCCCUCCCCAAGCUCUGGUCGUUGUUCUUGCAUCUCGUCCGCUCGCUCGGCGGCCUGAUGGUGUACAUCUCCAUCGGCUCCGUGGGGGCCGAGGAGUUUGACAUCGUACAGAGGUUCGUGGACCUCUGCCAGAAGUGGGACGGUCCUCCGAUCAACGUCAUCCUCAUCCACCCCUGGGAUGAGAAUUUCGCCAAGACGGAGGAUUGCGUCGACAUUGACGAGAAGUACGACGUGCAUCCCUCGCUUACCACCUCGGAUGCCUUGCACCACGUCGUGCUCCUCGAGCUCAACGUCCACGAGCACCUGUCCGAGACUGUCCAGCUCGUCCUCUGGGAGGCGCUGUGGCGCGAGGUCAGGUACGCAGUCAUCGGCAUCGCGGCCAACCAGGUCGCCGAGGAGAUAAAGAGCCGUGCCGAGGAGCUGGCGGCCAGCAGAGACUGCGAAGAAGAGGACGCAGCGCUCUGGAACUCGAGCAUCUCGAAAUGGGUCAAGAACAAGAGGGCAUUCAACAAUAUGCGAGAGCAGAUCCAGCGGCACCUGAACCUUCUCGAGAUCCACCUGCCCGAUGAUGUUCGGGGCCGCAUCGAGCAGAAAGCGAAGCAGGUGAUUGCGAGCAGGCUUACCGAAGAGGAGCAGAGGGAAGUCACAGCUGCCCUCCGCAACGGCAAAUCCGAGCCCUUGGAAGACGCACAGCGUGAGGAGAUGUGGGAGCACAUCCAAGAGGCGAUCAGGCCCGGGACGUACAAGAUGUUCAGUGCUCCCAUCAAGCAGCUGAUUGGCCAGACUCUAGAUGCGUACCUGGAAGAUCCGCCCGAGACGGAGCGGGAGGCCAGGAGUUUCGUGCAGGACCUGCAGAAGAAACAAUUUGGCUGGAACGGGCGGUGGAAGAGAACGUUUUUGGAUCAGAGGGAUCCCAUCGUUGAUGGCAUCGUGGCUUCCAUCGAGGUUGGAUUUGCGGAUGUUGUUGAUGCUAUCAAAGAGGAUACACUGGUCUGA
This is a messenger RNA of Thyridium curvatum, 2280 nucleotides long. RefSeq lists its product as uncharacterized. NCBI's taxonomy places the organism in Eukaryota, Fungi, Ascomycota, Sordariomycetes, Thyridiales, Thyridiaceae. The transcript has 4 exons. Bases 1 to 2280 code for a protein of 759 amino acids. The record is from RefSeq and is a predicted model, not a curated record.